Molecule: messenger RNA, 3876 nt
Organism: Bactrocera dorsalis (oriental fruit fly)
Lineage: Eukaryota; Metazoa; Arthropoda; Insecta; Diptera; Tephritidae
Exons: 9
Coding region: 49-1308 (419 amino acids)
Source: RefSeq, a predicted model, not a curated record
AUCCCUGACUUCACAGUUCUAUUGAAAAUUUGUGUCGACGAAGUGAUAAUGUUGAAUCUGCACUGUUUUGUAUUUCUUGUGGCAGUUGCCUCGAUUAUUAACUAUGUGUCAACUUGUACGCUGUCGGUUUUAGGAAUCUCGCCUUUAUUCACGCAAACAUUUGGCUCGAGGACUAUAGCAUUCAAAGCGCGUGAAGAUAAAGUGUAUUUUGAAGAUUCAGUUAAAGCAUAUUGUAGUAAUGGAGAACUGAUAGUUGAAAGCCAGACGAACAAUUACGACAGCUAUUACUAUCCUUUACAACCUGGAAUAUAUAAUACAUUUGAGUUCCAUUGCUUUAACAAUAUGAUUGACAUUAAUGAUGUUGAACAUAUAAACGUAAGAGUUUCAUGCUCAAACGAAAUAAAACUCAAACUUUAUGAGAGCAGUGCAGUUCUACCAAAAUGUGGUGGGUUCAACAAUUACGCAAUCGGUUUUAACCAUGUUGAUCUGGGCGAGGUGAUCAAGGCUGGCAUCUGUUACGAUCUGGACGCACUAUCGCUGAAAUUCGCCAUGUAUGUCGCCUCUUCGAAGAAUGUCUUAAUAUCCAAAAAGAACCAUAACUCCGGAGUGUUGCCUGUAAGCCUCGAUUUCGAUCUGAAAACCAACGAUUUAAACAAUUUCUUUGAUCUUAUAAAAAAGGACUCAUUGGAUAGCGCUUUGGCAAACCAAUUUCAAGUCGACAACUUAAUACAAGACAAAUCAAUAAGCAUAGAACUGCAACAUUGGGACACAUUUAAUACCAUAUGGUGGCGUCAAUUACGCGAGGAGAAUUGGCGCUACUUCCUCGAAGCGCUUGGCCAACGAACGAAAUCUGCCCAAAGAUCGUACGUAGUGAGUGUGGGCACUUAUGGCAACAUCACCAUGCCAUCGGCUACGAAUAAUUGCACUUCAUCAAAACCGAAUUUACUAACCGUCAAAACUAGUGACACAGAGGUUUUGGUACCGGCAUAUAUGUGGGCCUACGUGAAAUCCCUUGCCGCCGAUGAUAAGGAAGAGUUUGUUGUCAUCGGACAUAAUUCGCCUUAUGCUGAAGACCCCGAGCAUAAUCCAUUCUGCGCUGUUGAUAUGUGCGACGAAAUUGAGUGGUUGAAGGAAAGCAAAUUCGGCUACUUGCGACGCCUACCAACGCUUGGUUACACUUUCUGCUGUCCCCCAGACGAGGUCGCCAAUAUUAUCGAUUAUAUUCCCUUACAUGUUACGGCUGAUGGUGAAACUACAGUGAAGAAUACAGAAGGAUACUAUGAUGUUAUUCGAUCGAACAAUAAUUAAAACUAAUAACUAAAAAAUGUACUCAUUUUACUAAAAUAAAUAGAAUUUUAUUCCAAUACUCGUUACAUUUGUAUACAGAAGUAUGAAAGUAUUAUUAUUGCAACUGUAAACCUUGUCUAUGUAUUGCCUAUGUCCCGCCAGUGAAAUCCAUGAAUUGAAAACCACUUUCCAACUAGUUUGACUCUCUGACCCGACUAGACAGUUUUCUGGAAAUAAUACACUAUAGCAAGAUUGCAAAAAUUAAUUUCGAAAAGAGUGCUUCGUUUGGAAUAACUCUCCUUAGAAGCGAGUUUCCUCACAGAGCUGAUUAAAGCAGUGGCUCAACAUACACUACCUCGAUUCUUUAAUAAGCUCAAAUAUACUUUCUAAGCAUAUUUUUAAGUGGUUAUAUGGGUUGCCUUGGGUAAAGAAUAGCCUUUUUUCAACAAAUUUUUCUCAUAUAAAAAAUGGAAUAUUUUAUUAAAAUUCUUACAAGCACACGCUACUAACACCGAAAUUCUGAAAUUGGGAAAUUCUGGUGACUCUUCAGAAAAAACGGCGCUCGCGUUGGCAGGAUAACUCCUUACUGGAUCAUCUAAAGUCAAAAAAUACAUGUUUUAGUUAAAACCCAAACUCAGAACUUAGACGAAGGAAAACAAAACUGAAAAUUGAAUUUUUGGCAUACAUAUUUACGAAACAAAAUGAAAAUUUCAGGAAAAUUUCGUAACAUUUGUUUUUUUUCAAAUUGUUGACUUAUAUAUACGUGUAUCUCUUCCACACAGUAUGACAUCAAUAAAAUCUUUGAGAACAUGGGAUGGUAUAUUGACGAUCACAUAUUUUACUCCCUAUAAAGCACACAAAUAGUUUGAGGGACGCUGCAGAUUGGACGCUGAAAGUCGAAACGAACAUAAAUACGACUUUAAGCGUCCACUCCGCAGACCCCCUUAUGCACUCAGUAAAAGCAAUCGGUGACAGUGCCUUCAAUGAUAAUCGUAUAAAAUCGCAAUGCCGCAUUUAAUGCGCAAGUAGAAAAAUGAUGUCUCAGCAAUAUCGGUUGUAUAUAGCUAAUUAUAUUUCUGUACAUAUACAUACAUACAAAUAAAAUAUAUACAAGCAACAAGUUUACAUUUUUAGACAAUAAGUGGCGCUUGAUAUAAAAUGCACAGACCCAGCCUAUGCCUUUGCCAGUCGCAUUAGAUCGGCGCAUUGUAACGAUGUUUGAAGUAAAUCUGAAACUAUUUUUGCUGAUUCUAACAGCUUUUAGUUUAGCAAAAGCUUGUCGACUGUUUGUGCAGGAUCCGUGUCCUUUGUUGUCGAAGAAUAUCGGUUCCAAAAAUUUAACAUUUCGAGCGAAGCCAAGCGGACUUGAACUUAGUGAGAACGAAAGUAUAGAAGUUUAUUGUGCGAGCGGCAUAAUCUUUAGUGGCUACAGCGAGGCACGCCAUUUGCGUCAUAAGAAGGCAUUGCUAUCUUGUGGCAAGGAUGGCUACACCUAUGUGAAAGGGCAAAAUAAAUAUGGUCGCCAAUUCACUAUUCAAUGCUCGUCGUCGAUUAGUUUCAACCUUUAUGAGAGUGAAAGGACAUUGGCGAACUGUGAUGAGUUCAAGAGCUAUGCAAUUGGCGAAAAUAUACCGUUAGUUGGUACAGUUAUUAAGUCAGCAAUAUGUUAUGAUCUUGUGAGCUUUGCACUGAAGUAUGCCAACUAUAUAGCUUACCAAAGAAACGAUAUUUGGAUUUCAAGCGCGCCAAACCUUUCGAACGAACUCGGUGUCGAUCUUGCGCAAGCAAUUGGUAAUCUGGAAAACUACUUCGAUUUUAUGAGCCAGUCAAAAUUCAAUAUAUCAAGGGAUGCUAUGCGCCGCGAUUCAAAUCCAUUUUUUAAGGCAUUCGAAUACGACUACGACAGCAUUCUGCAAGAUGAUAAUUUUCGCAAUGAAUUCGAUGAUUUUGCCUAUAUCUUCAAUACGAUGUGGUGGCGACAGCUGCGCGAAAAUAAUUGGCGCUUUUUCCUAAAUGCACUCAAAAAACGUACAUUUUCUGAGAAAUAUAGAGUUUUUGUAGGACCUUAUGGUAAUGCAACAAUGCCAUCGAAGGAGAACCCAGAUGGCAAGCCGGAACAGGUGACUGUACAGUCGAAUGACUUGGCCGUAUCGGCUCCCAAAUAUAUAUGGGCAUAUGUGAAACCACUCAUACCGAAUAGUGCAGAGGAAUUUGUUGUAAUAGGAACCAAUUCUCCCUAUAUAGAGGCGCCAGACCACACGGAGUUCUGUGAAAAGGAUAUUUGUGACGACAUUGCCUGGUUGAAAGAGAGCAGAUUUGGACACUUACGCCGUAUUCCAACACUCGGUUAUACAUUUUGUUGUCGUGUGGAAGAAGUAGCGAAGAUCAUCGAGCAUUUUCCGUUGUCAACCAAAGUCUUGGAAACAACAACUGCCACUGUUCCCUUGCAUACAUUAUCACCUUGAACAACCGCAGCUCUUAUCAAUUUAAUAAUAACAACAUUUGUAGUCUCUGAAAUUUUGCAUUGAAAUAACUUUAUGUAGCUGUUGCAUUUCAAUAAAUAUAAUAUUCAAUAUAUGUAUGUAUGUA